AUGGAAGACCUGUCAAAGCAACACAUUCCUUCAUGUCAACCUUCCAUAAACUGUACUAUCCACUAUACAUCUUGUUUAUCUGAACCAUGCAUAAAAACAACAAGAAAUGAAUGUACUACAGCUUGUACAGUGAAAAAUUACCAACACGUCGUUGCUCGUGACAUUAGUACUGCGUCACAUACAACAAACAUCGCGUUGGUUGCAGGUUUAAUAUCCGGUCUUGUGUCCUUUACGCUUACAGCACUAUUGAUUGCUCUGUUUGUUUACCGAAAAAGGAAACGCCUGAGAUCGCAUCGACCCGAAGAGCCUCCUUUGAGCGAGAUAUUACCAUCACUAUCAUCUCCAUCUUCAUCUGGAUUUACGCAUGAAAAACAGAUACCAGUCGACUAUAGUCAUCCAGACUCACCGUUUAUCAUCAGUGCACAAUCAUUACAGAUACCUCAUUUGGAUAUACCAGAAUCACCCGUCCUCGCCAGUCACAUCCUGCGCCGAUCACUCAAUCUUCAUCAGACUCAACCGGCAUUCGUCAAGCCUGUGAACAGAUCCUCUUCUGUGAAAUUGACGAAAUACGAUUAUUAUCCUCAGAUGAUACCCGUUGAUACCGAACUUCGCCGUGCUGUCUCUGUCAAGAAGAACAACUCGACUGCUUCUCACACUAGUUCAGUCACACGAAUCGGAAGUGUUCACUCUGACAAGAUCGUCUGUGCAAAGCCAAUGAUUGUUCAUAUCCGUCGUAAGGAAGAUACGAAAAAAGUCGAGACUACCCCUGAACCAUUCUCGGUUGUCUUAUCUGAUCCGGUUCCUGCACACGUAUCGACCUCAUCUGUUCAUAGCAAUAGAAGUGGAAGCAUCCAAUUCUAUUUCUGUCCUUCUACCGAGCAGAGUCAAGUGUCUAUACAAUCCAAUUCCUCUGCACAAUCCACUUUAGCAGAUGGUGAAAUUACCAUCUAUUAUAAUACUUCACCUUGA
This is a messenger RNA of Rhizopus microsporus ATCC 52813, 969 nucleotides long. RefSeq lists its product as uncharacterized. The coding region runs from base 1 to 969 and encodes 322 amino acids. The record is from RefSeq and is a predicted model, not a curated record. The transcript is spliced from 3 exons. Lineage: Eukaryota; Fungi; Mucoromycota; Mucoromycetes; Mucorales; Rhizopodaceae.